AUGUCCGGCGCCGAACCCCUCGUCAGCAAGAGCAGCGCUGAAGCCGUGGAAGCCUUCUACAAGCUACUUGAUGAACGGAAACGUUUUGCAGCGUCGCGAUCGGUCGCAACUACACCCAAAUGGCCAGCAGCCCGCAAUGAUCACUACUGUGACCAAGAGGUGUGUCGACACGAUGUCAUCGACCUUUCUUCUCUAUGUGAGCCGUCCGACAGGGAUAGCGACUGGGAGCCAUACAUCACGGGUGUCAAGAAAUUCCCUAUCAUCGGAUACGAAUCUCCAUCGAACAGCGAACAGUCCAUUACUGAGAGCUGCCGUCAAUACUUCUCUGAUGAUGCGGAUUACAUCGUCCGUCUCCGUUACAACACACCACCCACAGUCUACGAUGACCAAGACCACGGAAGCCGUCGAAUGUCUUCGAUAGACCCCAAAUCAAGCAUUCGCGCCCUUCGACAAGAACUCGACAACAUACAGAUCAGCAGCGCACAGUCUUUCCUUGACCUAGAAGAGCAGAUCGACGUCCUUUCCUCAUCAUACGGUUUCCUGCGGAGGGACUACCAAGCUCUCUCCGACAAACAUAACGAACUCCUGGGGCUUUCAUUGAAGCAGUGCAAAGAGCUAGGCAGUCAGGCCAAGGUCUUGAUGGGAUUGAGCGAGUGGAAAAAGCGCACGGAAAACAGCUUCGCCGCGGUACGCGUUCAAGGGCAAGAACCGGAGGUUUUGUAUUUCGACACAUCGCGUUCAACAUCCACGGCAGAGAUCGGACUGGACGAUCUGAGAGAAACUCCUCUAGUGACGGAGAGUCAGGCUGUUACAUCGACAUCAGACGGACGAGACCACGGUGUCGGAGGGAUCCCGCCACCUCCGGCCAUGCCUCCCACGACGCCUGAACGACGUGUCACACAUCCGCGCUUGGUCCUGAGACUAUCGGCCAAGCCAGUCAUGAAGGAGGAGGUCAUGGAAUCUCAUAGUGCUUUGGUAACGGACGAGGCGCCACGCCCGAAGCGCGUCAGGAAGCCCACGGAGAAGCGCAAGGCCGCUGAGCUGGAUGCUGCAUCGGCAAGGAAAGCGAGGAAGUUGAGUUGCAAAUCAGCCCCGUUCUGA
Alternaria conjuncta is the source of this 1101-nucleotide messenger RNA. RefSeq lists its product as uncharacterized. The coding region runs from base 1 to 1101 and encodes 366 amino acids. The record is from RefSeq and is a predicted model, not a curated record. The transcript is spliced from 2 exons. NCBI's taxonomy places the organism in Eukaryota, Fungi, Ascomycota, Dothideomycetes, Pleosporales, Pleosporaceae.